Molecule: messenger RNA, 905 nt
Organism: Aspergillus sclerotioniger CBS 115572
Lineage: Eukaryota; Fungi; Ascomycota; Eurotiomycetes; Eurotiales; Aspergillaceae
Product: putative short-chain dehydrogenase
Exons: 5
Coding region: 75-905 (276 amino acids)
Cellular component (GO): intracellular anatomical structure
Molecular function (GO): oxidoreductase activity, acting on NAD(P)H, oxygen as acceptor
Source: RefSeq, a predicted model, not a curated record
AUCCAACAAGUUAUAAAUACCUGUUGGGAAACCUCAUUGGAAACACCAAGAUAACCAAUACAAUCGUUCUCAAGAUGUCUAUGACCGUAUCUGAUUGCACGCAAGUCCGGGCGGGAUUUCCCCGUCCUUUCCCGGACACACCCUCCAAUGUGUUGGAACAAUUCAAGAUGUCGGGCAAGGUGGCGGUUGUGACCGGGGCGGCGGAUGGCAUUGGCCAUGCUGUUUCAGAGGCUCUGGCAGAGGCUGGUGCUAAUGUGGCUAUGUGGUAUAACUCAAAUGAUGUCGCCAUCCAAAAGGCCGAACUGCUGGCCCAGGCCCACAGUAUCAAGGCCGUGCCAUAUAAAGUUGACAUCUCCGACUCUGAGCAAGUGAAGAAAGCCAUUGAAGACGUCGUUCGCGAUUUCGGACGGAUCGACGUCCUCAUCGCCAACGCAGGAAUGGCAAUUUCCAAACCAAUCCUAGAGCAAAAGCUAGAAGAAUACCAGAAACAGAUGUCCGUCAACGUCGACGGCGUCGUCUUCUGUGCCAAAUACGCCGGCGAGGUCUUCAAGCGUCAAGGCAGCGGAAACCUCAUCAUCACAUCCAGUAUGAGUGCACACAUUGUCAACGUUCCCACCGAUCAACCAGUGUACAAUGCAACCAAGGCUUUCGUGACCCAUUUUGGAAAGUCGCUGGCUCGUGAGUGGCGGGAAUUUGCUCGAGUCAAUAUUGUCUCCCCGGGGUUCUUUGAUACUAAGAUGGGUGCGAGCCCGCUGGCGGUGAAUGAGGCCUAUCGGAUGGCGGCGCUUGGGCGCCAGGGUCAUACUAAGGAGAUCAAGGGGCUGUAUCUGUACCUUGCUAGUGAUGCUUCCACUUAUACGACGGGAAGUGAUGUGAUUAUUGAUGGGGGGUAUACUCUUCCUUGA